Molecule: messenger RNA, 2052 nt
Organism: Sorghum bicolor (sorghum)
Lineage: Eukaryota; Viridiplantae; Streptophyta; Magnoliopsida; Poales; Poaceae
Exons: 3
Coding region: 124-1374 (416 amino acids)
Source: RefSeq, a predicted model, not a curated record
CACCAAGAAGCAGGGCUUCUUCUCCGCGCUACGGGAGGAGGUGGCGCGCGGGCUGUCGCCGGGCCGCGCGCGGCGGCGGUCGGCGUCCAACGCCGCGGAGGUGGCGGCGGCGCUGCGCCGCUCAUGGAGGGCCCGGAUCCGGAGGCGUGCCCCGGCGCGAACUGCGGCGGCGCCGGCGCGCGGAGGGAGGGGUGGGGGCAGUGGGUGCGUGGCCAGCUCCAGCUCGCGCGCGCGCCGGCGGGGGCGGGGGCGGACGCCGGGGCCGGGGCCGGGCCCGCCGCCGCCGCCAGGCGGAACGACCUCAGGCUCCUGCUCGGCGUCAUGGGCGCGCCGCUCGCGCCCGUGCACGUCUGCGCCGCCGAGCCGCUGCCGCACCUCAGCAUCAAGGACACCCCCAUUGAGACCUCGUCGGCGCAGUACAUCCUCCAGCAGUACCUGGCUGCCUCCGGCGGGCAGAGGCUGCUUUCCUCUAUCCGGAACUCGUAUGCUAUGGGCAAGGUGAGGAUGGUGGCUACCGAGUUCGAGACCGGUGGCCGCGUCGUGAGGAACCGCAUGGCGGCGCAGCGCGCCGAGCCUGGGCGCUUCGUGCUGUGGCAGAUGGCACCGGAGAUGUGGUACAUUGAGCUGGCUGUCGGUGGGAGCAAGGUGCACGCCGGCUGCAAUGGCAAGCUCGUGUGGCGCCACACCCCGUGGCUUGGCGCACAUUCUGCCAAGGGCCCUGUUCGCCCACUUCGCCGUGCUCUUCAGGGUCUAGAUCCAUUGACUGCAGCAAGCAUGUUUGCUGGUGCAAGGUGCAUUGGCGAGAGAAAGGUGAACGGGGAGGAUUGCUUCAUCCUGAAGCUUUGUGCUGAUCCUGAGACGCUGAGAGCACGCAGUGAGGGGCUUGCGGAGAUCAUCCGGCAUGUCCUCUUUGGGUACUUCAGCCAGAAGACUGGGCUUCUUGUUCAUCUUGAGGACUCACACCUCACCCGAAUCCAGUCAACAACCGGCGGAGAUGCAGUUUACUGGGAGACUACCAUCAAUUCAUUCAUCGAGGACUACCGUCCGGUGGAGGGUAUUAUGAUUGCACAUUCUGGGCGCUCAGCUGUGACCCUCUUCCGGUUCGGGGAGGCGGCCAUGAGCCACACCAAGACCCGAAUGGAGGAGGCAUGGAGCAUCGAGGAGGUCGCGUUCAAUGUCCCUGGCCUCUCCAUGGAUUGUUUCAUCCCGCCCACUGAUAUCAAGUCUGGAUCUAUCAGUGAGACCGUUGAGCUUCCACAGGGUGAGAAGAGCAAGGUCGGUCUUCUCCUCUGUCAUCGUGCUAAGGUUGCAGCUCUAGAGAAGGCAGAUGAUAACGUCGCGUGGAGCGGAGCCCUACAGCUAGAUUGCAAGUGAUUGGUAGCCCACUGAUACUCGCGCCUUCUUGCAUUCCAACUGACUGAUUUUGAUGGAUGUAGGGUAGAGAGACAAGAGAGCUAAGGAGGAUUUGGAGCUUUAUACCAUCCCAAAUUUCCUCUGUAAAUAGGAAGCUGCUUAAGGCACUCACAUGGCCUUCCAUAUCCCAGAGGAGGCCCUGUGUGAAGAAUCCUGUCUGAUCUCAUCCGGAGGAUUUGGUAGUAGGUAGUCUUGUCUGUAACUUUGUGUCUUUCUUCUGUCGGUACCUCAUGGACGGAAGAACCAAUGUAGGUGUUCUUCCCCGUCCAGCCACAUGAUAUGGAUCAUUGUGGGCGGUGCUUCUUGCUGUCAUAGGCAAAACUAAUCAUCGGAGGCCAGCGAGGAAGAAGGAUUUCUUUGCGGGCAAUUGAGAGUGAUUUCAUUUCACCGUCGUCGUUGUUGAGUCUGAUUAGCAGCAGUCCAGUAUGCUUUGGUUGGUGAUUAGUCUGUGGUCAAACUAACUUUUAGGGGGAGGCAAAUUAUGUAAGCUGUGGGUGGUCCUGAUCCUGGGGGUCAGGCUGUGUACCCUUUUUCCUUCACAUCUCUCUUAUUUAGUAUGAGAUGGUGGUUGUAUUCUACAGAAGUUUGAUGUAAGCCAAAACUUCUAUGAAUAUCAUGGCUUGAAUUUUUUUUCUCAUA